AUGUCAAAUAAUAAACAAGUUGAUACGAUCAUAAAUAAACUACUAAAUGAACAAGAAGAAAGAGAAACUAAACAACCUUCAGAUAAACAAGUACAAGAAAUUAUUCAAGAUCAAAGUACAUCAAAAAAUUUAUUAAAGACUAACCCAUCAACUCAAAAAUCAUUAGUACCACCAUUAAAUUUUUCAUUAGUUGAAGAUGGAAUAUAUAGAAGUGGAUUUCCUAUGCCCAUAAAUUAUCAAUUUUUACAAAAAUUAAAACUAAAGACAAUAAUAUACCUUGGAGAUUUAUCAAUUAAGAAAUCAAAAGAUAAAAAUAAAAAUGGAUCAGUAGAUAUACUAAAUAAUUACCUAAAAUGGAUAGAUACUACCAAUAUUCAAUUUCAUAAUUUGUUAAUUGAAUCAUCACAAGAACCAUUUAAUAAAUUGGAAGAAAAUGAUCAAGCAUUAAAAAGUUUAACUAUUGCAUUACAAUUAAUUUUAAAUAAGAAACAUUACCCAAUACUAAUACAUUCAAAUAAAGGGAAACAUAGAACUGGUUUACUAGUUGGUCUAAUGAGAAAAUUACUACAAGGUUGGUGUCUAAGUGGUAUAUUUGAAGAAUAUGAAAAAUUCGCCAUGGGUAAAUCAGAAUAUGAUUUAGAAUUAAUUGAAUUAUGGCAACCAGAAUUAUGGAUAGAUGAUAAUGAUAAACCUGAAUUUGUACGAACAUAG
Molecule: messenger RNA, 711 nt
Organism: Insectozyma verbasci
Lineage: Eukaryota; Fungi; Ascomycota; Pichiomycetes; Serinales; Debaryomycetaceae
Source: the annotation of a GenBank genome assembly